UACCUAAUCUAAUUUCUUUUCUUUUUCCAGCCGUUAUUUUUUAAGCACCUCCACACACACUCUCUCCAUUAUUCAUUCUCCCUAUCUAUAUUCUUCUUCCUUCCCAGAAAUCUCUCCCAAUGUUUAUUUUCAGACAACAAUGACUCUAUUCUCAUAAACCAAUCAAUACCUCUCUCCAUUUCUUCUCCUUUUCUCUCUCUAUUUAAUCUCCUGGCAUUGGUAGUAGUGUGUGUAAUAUGGAAGGCCCUGAAGAUUGUUCAGUGAAAGUUGCUGUUCAUAUUAGACCAUUAAUAGGUGAUGAAUGUUCUCAAGGUUGUCAAGAUUGUGUUGCUGUUGUUCCUGGAAAACCUCAGGUACAAGUCAGUUCACAUUCUUUCACAUUCGAUCAUGUGUAUGGCAAUAAAGGUUCACCAUCGACAGUUAUGUUUGAAGAAUGUGUUGCUCCACUUGUAGAUGGUUUGUUUCAAGGAUAUAAUGCAACAGUUCUUGCAUAUGGCCAGACAGGGUCUGGGAAGACAUACACAAUGGGUACUGGCUUCAAAGAUGGUUCUGAUACUGGAUUGAUUCCUCAAGUUAUGAACGCACUCUUUGGCAAGAUCGAAACGUCGAAGCAUGAAAUUGAGUUUCAGUUACAUGUUUCCUUCAUUGAGAUUUUGAAAGAAGAAGUGAGAGAUUUGCUGGACAACAGUCCUGUAAAACAACUGAUACAAAUUCGGGAGACAUCUACUGGAGUUAUAACUUUAGCGGGAUCAACUGAAGUUGGAGUUCAUACACUAAAAGAAAUGGCUGCGUGCCUGGAACAAGGAUCAUUAAACCGGGCAACAGGGAGCACAAACAUGAACAACCAAUCCAGUCGAUCACAUGCCAUCUUCACAAUCACAUUGGAACAGAUGCGUAGGCCGGAUAGCAGCGCGAAAGAAUACAUGAAUGGAGAAUUUUUAUGUGCGAAGCUCCAUCUGGUAGAUCUUGCUGGAUCAGAACGAGCUAAAAGGACAGGUUCAGAUGGUGUUCGUUUCAAGGAAGGAGUUCACAUUAACAGGGGACUUCUUGCACUUGGUAACGUGAUCAGUGCCCUUGGGGACGAAAAGAAGCGGAAAGAUGGUGCACAUGUUCCUUAUCGGGACAGCAAGCUAACUCGGCUUUUGCAGGAUUCACUUGGUGGAAACAGCAGAACCGUUAUGAUAGCUUGCAUCAGUCCAGCUGACAUUAAUGUGGAGGAAACUCUUAACACCCUGAAAUACGCCAAUCGUGCUCGCAAUAUCAAGAAUAAACCCAUUGUAAACAGAGAUUCAAUAUCUAAUGAAAUGCAUAAGAUGCGUCAACAGCUAGAGUACCUGCAAGCAGAACUGCUCUAUGCUCGAAAAGGAGGUCCUUCAUUAAAUGAAAUGCAGGAUCUCAAGGAACGAAUCACUUGUCUUGAGGCUACUAAUGAGGAUCUCUCCAGGGAACUCCAUGAACACCGAAAAACAUGUAGUGCUGUGGAGAAAAGUGAAAACAAAUCCGAGGGAGGCGUUAACUAUCCUACGAAAAGUGAAGGGCUAAAAAGGGGCUUGCAAAAGAUGGAUUCCUUUGAUUAUCAAAUGGGUGAUACCCUGACAUGUACGAAUUCAAAAGAAGCUGAUGAGGAGGUUGCAAAAGAAUUAGAGCAUUCACUUCUUCACAAAGCUAUGGAGAAAGAGUUAAAUGAGCUAAACAAACUUUUGGAGCAGAAAGAGUCAGAGACAGUGGCGGAGCCAGCUAGAAGCAUGGGUGUGCAGGAAGAAAUACAAUCUAUUAAAGCUCAGAAGGUCCAACUGCAACACAAGAUAAAACAAGAGGCAGAACAAUUUCAACAGUGGAAAGCUGCUCGAGAGAAGGAACUCGUACAGUUGCGGAAGGAGGGAAGGAGAAACGAGAAUGAGCGACAUAAACUGCAAGCUCUGAAUCAGCGCCAGAAGAUGGUACUCCAGAGAAAGAUGGAAGAAGCCGCAAUUGCUACCAAGAGGCUAAAAGGGCUGCUAGAAGCUCGCACACCUUCAAUGCGUGACACCACUGUCUCUGCCAAUGGAAAUGCACCAUUCAGUCAGCAGUGGCUUAAUCAUGAAUUAGAAGUAACGGUGAAUGUGCAUGAAGUUCGUGUUGAAUACGAGAGACAAAGCCAAGUCCGAGCUACAUUUGCUGAAGAGUUAGCCAUAUUAAAAGAAGUGGAUGACUUGGCCUCAAGGGGGCUUAGUCCCCCUCAUGGAAAGAGAUAUUCUAGAUUAGCCUCUAUCUCACCAAAUGCAAGAACGGCAAGAAUUGAAUCUCUUGAAAAUAUGCUGAGCUUAUCUUCAAAUACCCUUGUUGCGAUGGCAGCACAACUUUCAGCGGCUGAAGAGCGUGAUCGUGUCUUAAACAGCCGUGGACGUUGGAAUCAGAUACGUACAAUGGCAGAUGCAAAGAAUUUAUUACAACACAUGUUUAAUGCCGCUGCAGAUGCAAGGUGCCUGUUGUGGGAGAAGGAAGAUGAUAUCAAAGAGAUGAAAGAGCAAUUGAAUGAGCUCGUUGGUCUACUGGGACAGAGUGAAGCACGACGAAAAGCAACCGAGAAGCAGCAGAAACUGAGAGAACAAACUGUUGCCAUUGCCUGCGCAUCAUCUCCUAGCUUAAAUGGUAAUGUAAAGAACUUUGCCGACGGCAUGAGUUGUCAGUUUGCUCCUUCGUCACUGCCUGCACAGAGGCAGCUCAACUCUACAGAAGGCACUGCCGAUGGCACACUGACACAAUCAGGAGCCUUAUUGGAUCAUCAACGGAAGAUGAUGCAAGCAGGACCUUCAUCAACAGGGAAGAAGCCAUCCCUAGCAGGACAAUCUGGAAGAUGGAAGAGAAGUCACCAUCAAUGGCUAGUACAGUUCAAAUGGAAGUGGCAGAAGCCAUGGAGACUCUCAGAGUGGAUCAGGCACAGUGAUGAGACUAUCGUUUUCGGUCAGCAUAGGCCCUGGCAAAAUAUAUCUAGUACAGGCCAAAUGGAAGUGAUAGAAGCCAUAGAUACUCCCAGAAUGGUUCAGGAACAGUGAUGAGAGGAUCCUUGUUGGUCGGCAGAGGCCUGACAAAAAUUAUUUGAUAUUGUCUAGAAAUUUUUGCCUGCUGCUUUUUCAACUCUAACACCCACAGUUGUCCCAAUGCACCCGAAAGCGGGAUAUUAGUGUAUGCAAGCUGUCUAUAUGUUGGAACCUUGGCAUAAUUAUUUUAACCUCAACUUUGAUAGCCCCAUUUAGAUCGCAUUAUUAACCCUACUUAGUUAAAUUUACGUCAGACUUUUUUAAGGUAGGAAGUGAUCUUCCAUGCGUGCAUGAAUGAUAGCGUUUACAAUGUGUGCAGUCCUGUUAAAAAGUGGGAUGCCAUAUGUUUUUCCGUGGUGCUAGUUGUGAUAGUGGAAGUAGUGUUGGUUAGAGCUUGUAAUCUUGGUUUUGGGGGAUUCAAGCAUGUUGUAUAGUAGUACCAUUGUUGGCUGUUAGUUCAUCAAGAAUUGGUCUGUGCGCAUCAGUCAACGGUGAGUAUUGGUGGAAACAUUUUCCAUUUGUUAUUCCUCCUUCAAUAUUACUUCGUCCAGCGGUGACAUGGACUGUUAUUAUAAAGGGUCCUCUGUAAUUUUGUAAUAUUGUCUCCUGUUUUUGUUACUUUGUUUCCUUUGUGUGUGUCAUUACUUAAAGUUUUGUAAAAAUACAGUUUUUAUUAUGUCGAAACGAUCUGAACGUUGAUCAAUUUCAUAACUUUACAGAACCCAAGUUGGGGUAU
Papaver somniferum (opium poppy) is the source of this 3756-nucleotide messenger RNA. RefSeq names its product kinesin-like protein KIN-4A. Lineage: Eukaryota; Viridiplantae; Streptophyta; Magnoliopsida; Ranunculales; Papaveraceae. Gene Ontology annotation, molecular function: microtubule motor activity; microtubule binding; ATP binding. Gene Ontology annotation, biological process: microtubule-based movement; mitotic spindle organization. Bases 237 to 3035 code for a protein of 932 amino acids. The transcript is spliced from 23 exons. The record is from RefSeq and is a predicted model, not a curated record.